AAGGUGUGGACGCCAUCUUAUCAUUUUGUGCUGAACUAUGUUUUCCGGGCUUGGCGCGAGCAUAAGCCAAGUGUUUAUAUAGUCAAUAAAAUAAUUGUAUCAUAUUAACAAACAUGACAGAUAAAGAAGCCGGUAAGUAUUGGAACACAAUGGUAUAGUUUUAGCGUAUUUGAUAUUUCGAAAUCAGUUAUCAAAUGUUUAAUUAUUUUGUGCUUCAUUUGAUCCUUUGUCGUAUCGACUCUUUCUUAGUCUUGAUUGAAUGGUCUUGGCCUUGGCUGUACAGUACUGUACUGUACUUGGCAGGCAAUUCUUUUGCUUCUAUUUUAAAUAGCGUAGGCAGAGUUCCGAGUGUUUAUAGCCUGCGUAAAAUUUUACUCCAUCACUUAUACAGUACAGUAGAGUUUAUUCUUUCCAUCAAUGUUAAUGAUUAUGACAUGAUGGACACUUCUCUAAGUUUGACUGUCCAUUUUUGUGGUUGAAUUUUAGCAGAUAGUAUUUUUAAUUUAGUUAUGGGCCUGAUCUGUAUGGGAAAGGGCUGGCGGUUAUGGAGGUUCCCCAGGUCAUCCACGACUAACCAUACUAUAAUUCCGAAUUAAAAUGAUUGUGUUUGUUAGCUCUGCAUUUAAAAAAAAAAAUUUUAAUGAAAGGUUUUUUUCCUUGUUUUUAUUUUUGUCUGAAAGUCGGAAGGGUUCUGGGGUAUAGCCUACUUAUUUUGAAGCUUUUAAUUAAUGUAACUUGAAUUUUAAUAAUUAAAAGGGAAUGGAAAUUAUUAUUUUUUUAAUAUUAAUAUAUUAACUGUAUGGAUCGCUAGAUAUAGUUUAUAUAUCUAAGUGAAGAACAGGAAGUUAUACACAUCGUUCAAAACCAACUUUUUGUCUAAGCAGAGAAGCGCCCAAAGUUCACUACGGGGAUUCCCCAAAAUGACAUCGCUGCGCUUAGGGUGAGACAGCUCUUGGCAAACCCAUGCCCUAAAUACACCUUUACCCGUCGUGAUCUAAUGUUUUACUGGGGAAGGGGGGUGCAGAGCUGGUUACUCUAAUGAUUUUGGGGUACAAGAUAUGAUUUUGAUACGCUUUUUAUGAUUGUUUGCUGCGACCUGCCAUAACUAUCAUUUUAAGAGAUCAAGUUGAAAAAAUAUAAUCUGCUAGUUUUUAUCAUUUAAAAAAGUUUUUGGUUAUUAGUUUUAGCUCCUUUCCACAUCCGUCGGUGUUGUCUAAGGAGUGUAUGGAUGUGAAUGGGAGGUGGUAAGGGUUAGUGAUCUAAAUAGUUUUAAAGGCUAUAAAAUAAGACUGCCACUUUCCAUAAUAAUGGUGAUUGUCAUAUUGUUGCUCUAUAUUUUCACAAUGAACUUAUUACUUACAGCAACAGUACAGUGAUAUUUAAUUUCACCCUAAUGACAAAUUUAGUCAACAUUGGCCUUUGUUUGCUUCGAUGCUCUACGUCAUAAGUUUAUGACAUAAUUAUUUCAUUCUUAAACUGAACCCGGAUUGCAAAAAUUGAGAAAUCUGCAUUCUCAAUUGCGUUAGAUUUGACAUUUUAUAAGAUCUAAUGAGCAUCAUUUGAAAUCCUAUUUUUAGCUGUCACAAAGCAGCUGCACAGUUGUAAUGCCCCAAGCCCUCCUCUUCCCUUCUCCCAGUACAUCUUGCUGUGGUCAUGAGACAUGUUCAAAUGUUAAUAUUUUAACAGAAAAAAAAAAUUAGGCUCCUAGGCUUAAUGCAGAUGUGGCCGAUCAAGUUAAAUAUCGUAUCUUGCUAGUUGUAUCACAUAUUAACUUAUUUCUUCAUUCAAUUAGCGAUUAUUCUUGGUAUAAACACACAUUUGAAAUAUAUAUAAAUUAUUUAUUGGGAUGGUUCAUUUUGGAGCUAGAUGGCCAAGUGGUCUAAAUUGAACCAAUCUCAAGUUGGAUGGUCUGGAGUUCAAUCCCCAUCAAAGCCCAGUCAAGCCAAAACAUCACCACCACCCUGGGUGGAUGGGACUUAUUAACCUUGGAUGGAAACUCAUCUAAGAGAAGGAAACAGAUUUCAAACCUGGAGUUGGAUUCUCUCGGGGGAUAACAUUGACACAAUGAAACAUUCCGAUAACUCAUGUGACGCCACUGGUGCCAAGCUGUAUCAUACACAUGAUGUUCCCUUCGUUUUUUCAGCGGCGUGGAGAGAGGCAAUUUGGUGUAGGGGACCAGCUUAUAAUAAUAAUAAGAGGUCUUAUAUAGCGCGGUACCCCAGCCUAGGGCUGGGCUCACCGCGCUGUACAUAAAAAUUUUAUCAAAAGAGACAUAAUAAUGACAUUAAAAUAAAAUACAUUUAUGAAAUAAAGAACAGCAUGUAUAUUCACCCACCCCACCACAUAACUAUUACAAGGCAAACCAUGGACGGCAGCCAGCAAGAUCGUUUAUUGGUCAGAGGAGGGGAGUCAGUCAGGGUAGUAUAAUUUAAAAAGAUAUGUUUUGAGUGCAGUUUUGAAGGCCUGGGUGGUUGGUAUAUUAUAACCUAGAAGAAUAAUCCCAUGCCUUGUGGAUUUCGUCCUGCUAAGAAAAAAAAAAAACUUUGGUGUACACAACCUUAUUUUAUUUGGUAAUAUUUCUUUUAGUAGCUUAUCAGCACGUUUACAUUUUUAUCACACAAAAUGCUUAGAAUUAGAAAUAUUAUUUCUUUAUUAAACUACAUUAUUACAUCUGAAUAAUUUAAUAGUUGUGGACAAUCUGAAAAAAAGAUAAGGGUUUUUGCAAUAUCAUUAAAAUUACAUUCACAAAAUUUGUAUCAAUAUAUUUUUUUAAUGUCUUUAACAGUUUUCUUCUUGAUUUAUUCCAGAAAACUUUGAUGAAGCUGCUGAAGAAAGAGUGAUAAAUGAAGAAUAUAAAAUAUGGAAAAAGAACACACCUUUUCUUUAUGACCUUGUGAUGACACAUGCUUUAGAAUGGCCCAGUCUUACAGCACAGUGGUUGGCGGAUGUUACACGGUAAUUUUACUAUAGUUCGAAGAAGGGGGAAAAAAAAUUAGAUUUAAUCUUUAACUCUUUCUCUCCGGAACAACGAUCCCAUAGUCGAUUUGAAAUGAAGAUUUUGGCGUAGGCAUCGUCGAUGUAUAAAAACCUGUUUAUUUGGGCUCUUUUCUUAGCUACUAGUUUUUAGUUAUUUUAAAUCAAUUCCAGAAUGAUUUCCCUUUUUAAAAAAUCCGGUUUUUCGGUGUUUGAAAGAGGUUUUGCAAAGAACAAAGUGUUUGAAGCGGUUCUUUUGAUUGUCCAUUUUAUUUUUGUUUACAAACAUGAAAUCUUGACCUGACCCAUCUGGUGAUCGAUCUAAUAAAGGUUGAAAAUAUUACUCUGAUGCUGAUUCAGACAGUGAUUUUAUUAUUUCAAAUGCAGAAGCUGAUUUCUUUGAAUAGUAUGAUUAUAAUCCUAGUACUAGUAGUAGUAGUACUAGUGACGAAAUAAUAAAAUUGGUAAUUUAUCAGCUGAUGAACAACCAGCCCCUCUCCCAGCCAAAUUGCACAUCAAUAUGAAUUGUUUUAGUUUUAGGCUUACCAUAGCUAAAUAAGGAUGAAAAGAUAUGACAAAUGUAUGGUAAAUGUUCCAUUUACCAUUAUAAUGUUAGUACAUACAAGAAUACAGUUUAGUGUAAAUAUUUUAUAAUAGAAACAAAUUGUUUCCAGUGGAAAUAGUUUUUUUUCCACAAAUUUUUUGUGUGAUCGUGACAAUGGAUAAUGUGCUCUGAGGUUUAAUUUUAUUCGUUUUUUAAUUUGAUCUUUAUUAUUUGUGAUGCACAUAUGGAUAUAGUUCAGAAAAAAAACAUUUUUGUUACACUUUGGAUUAUAUAUUUCUCCUCGUGUGACUUGGAAUGAGCAUUUUGUGAACAGUUGGUUAGUUUUUAAUUUUUAUUUUUCUGAAAUGAUAAUCACAUUUAUAUAUUAAAAUGUAAAACCAAGUCUUGUUUGCUUGUAAAGGGCAUACAUUCUCCUUUAAUUCCAUACCAAACUUAGCACUUUCUGAUGAAAAACAAAAAAAUUAUGAGGGUUUAGAGACAACAUAGUAGUGCGUUACAAAAAUGCAAAAUAGAUAAUUCCGUCAGAACGCGGAAAAUAAUUCCGGAGAGAAAAAGUUGACAUGUUUAAUAAUUUUUCUACAUUUUUAAUUUUUUGAUGGCUCAAUCUUUCUAUAAAAAUUUAUAGAGGUGAUUAAACAUAAUUUAACUUUCUUUUAUAAUUUGCAUUGUUAUUUUAUAGCAUGGAUUAUUUUAAAUGUUUUGGGAUGAUUUUUAAACAUUCCAAAAUUUGCCAUUAAUGUCAUAGUAAAAAGGGAAAUUUUUCUUGUGGAUAAGAUGUUUAAAAGGAAGUAAAAGACAUUUAUUUUAAAUAAUCAGACAAAAUUAGGAAAUUUAUAACUGAUAUGAUGCUUUAUUAUUUUACUUUUCUUAAUUUUUAAAAAUAUGGAAAUGACAAAAGUCUAGUUAUAUAUUUUUUUAAAUUGUGUAAUGGGGAUUGAAAUUUAUGUGCCUAAAAUGCUUCAAUGGUAUUAUUUCAGACCAGAAGGUAAAGAUUAUUCAUUGCACAGACUUAUUCUUGGAACUCACACGUAAGCUCAGCCAUAUAUAUUUUCUAAUUUCUUCGAGUUAAAACUAUUUACUUAAUCAAAUAAUAGAAUCAAUAAAAAGGUAUAAAAACUUUAAUAAAAAUUUUUUAGAGCUCUUUUAAAUUUAUCUGUUACCUUAAUAAAUUCUAAUAUAUUUUAAAAAAAUUAAUUAAUAAUAAAUAAACUUUAAAAAAAAAAUUGUUAUUUUAUUCCUGGCACUAUAUCAAUAAAAUUGUUGAAAUAGUCCAAAUGUAUAUGUUUUUUGUGUAGUAUUACUAUGUUUUUCUGUAAAACAAGAGACAUGAUUGUUGUUUGCUAUUGCACCUCACAUUAACAGAACUUCCACUGCAUCUUCCAGUUCGGAUGAACAGAAUCACCUUUUGAUAGCAAGUGUUCAGUUACCUAAUGACAAUGCUCAGUUUGAUGCAUCACACUAUGAUAGUGAUAAGGGGGGUAAGUGCAAAUUUCAAAUUGUCUCUUCAGCAUUUAGUUUAUAUGGAAGUUUGUUAUUUUAAUUUUACAGAAGAUUUAUUUUAAAUGAUUUUUAUAAACUAAAUAUUAUGCUAGGCUUCUAAAGUGCUCAAUGUAGAGAUAAUGUGAAUGUCUAUUUUUAAAUUUUAUAUGUAAAUAUGUACCUAUAACAUAGUCAAUCAUUUUAAAAUAAAUUUAAAUAAUAUCUUAAAUUAGAUAUGUUUACUCCCACCAUUACAGAAUUUGGUGGCUUUGGCUCAGUCAGUGGAAAAAUUGAGAUAGAGAUUAAAAUUAAUCAUGAGGGUGAAGUAAAUCGUGCCAGGUACAUGCCACAGAACCCUUGUAUUAUUGCAACUAAGACACCAUCUAGUGAUGUUCUUGUUUUUGAUUACACAAAGCAUCCAUCCAAACCAGGUAAAUAUUUUUCCCUGCAGUUUAUGUGCAUAAAUAUUCAGUUUUUUAAGCAGGAAGAAAUUUCCCUAUUUAAUAAUUAUUUACUUUUUGUGUAAGUUAACUUUAUUGAUCUCAAAAUGGCAAAUGUAAUCUUUAAAAGCUUUAAUGAGUCUAUGUUAACAUGGAAGUCUCAUGUCUCAAAUCUAUAUUUUUUCAUCAGACCCAAGUGGAGAAUGUAUUCCAGAGUUACGUUUGAAGGGACACCAAAAAGAAGGGUUAGGAAUUUUUGUCUUUGUUCCUUUACAAUCAUGGAGCCAACCAAACCUAUCAGAUUUUACAGCUCUAAAAUGCCUGGUUAUAAAGUCCAUCUUACAUAGUAUAAUUAAAGUUGAUAACAGUAAAAACCCUCUAUGUUAAUCACUUUAAUUACUAUUUACCCAACUUCAAAUCUACCCAUUCUACUAAUUAUAGUCGUUGUGUGCUCCCCCCCCCCCCCUCAAUUUCACUUUUAACAGUUGCUAGCGGUAGUAGACGGUUUAUCGACUGGGAAUAGUGUUGAGCAUUAUUCCCAGCCGACUGUAUAUAAUAGUGCUAUCAUAAUAAAGUCUGUUAAAAUUAGAACAAAUGAUCGAUUCAAUAAUAUAGCCCAUAAUUCUGCUGCAUUCUUUUCUUUUUUUGUAAUGCUAGUAAUAGUAAACCAUUUAUUGGCUGGGAAUAACACUUAAGCAUCAUACACAGUCCCCUGGGAAUAUCGUGGAGCUUUAGCCCCAGCCGAUUGUGAAUAAAGCCUUCCUGAAAAAGUGUGCUUACUUAACCUUAUUACUUCAACAACCUUUUCAGAUACGGAUUAUCUUGGAACCCAAAUCUCAAUGGACACUUAUUAAGUGCAUCUGACGAUCAUGUGAGUAAAAUGCAUUAGUUAUUCAGAUUUUUCGAGUUACAAUAAUAUUUUAUGGAUAUCAAGUAUGAGUUCAUGUGAUGACAAAUGUGAAUGUUGUGUUGUAAAAUUUCAGUUGGUGAGGAUGUGGAAAGAUGUUUUGACAAAACAUGUUUACACAUUUGGGUUGAUAUGUUUUAUAAUCAUUUACUGUGUAUUUUACUCUACUUCAAUAUGACCAUUAAAUAUAUAUAUACUAUACUAUACAACUAUUAGGAACAUAUUCAACACAAUCUGGGUCCAACAAACACACCCUGUCAAAAGAUCCUCUCAUUUAGGCCCAAAUGAAAUUAGUCCUGUCUAAACACAUACUAUCAAGCUCGAACUGUUACUAAGACUGGACUGCACUGUGACCUGAACUUGGAACCUUCUCCCACUAUGUCUCACACAGUUUAUAUUACCCCAUAUCUCACUCCAGAUGACUUGUAUCGUCGGCUCACUUUUAUUCCCCGUGUAAAUUAUUGAUGAGCUAACUUAUGAUACUUAACAAUCUUUUAUCUCUGGGUCCGUACUUUUUGAUACAAUGGGCAUCUUAAAAAAUAAUUUUACUGUCGAAAAAAAUGAUUUUCCACAUUAUCCGUCAAAGUAGCUGACCUAAAAACAUUCCAGGAAUCUAAUGAACUAAUGACAUUUUUCUCAAACAGACGAUAUGUUUAUGGGAUGUCAAUGCUACUCAGCGCCAGGAAAGAGUUAUUGAUGCUAUGACUAUCUUCACUGGCCAUACUUCAGUUGUAGAGGUAUUUAAGAGUCAUGUUUCUUUAAAAUGUAUCAUUUUAUGCUAAUUUAUGCGUUUAUAAGCUAUACUAUAAUGUACUUCUAAUGUGGACUUCUGUGGUUAAAAUUUCCAUAAUUUAGCUACGGAUUAAAUUAUUAUUAACCCUUUACGGGGCAGAGGUACUUCCUCUUGCAUGUCCUGAACAGGCACCACUUUUCCGUUUUUUAGUAAGAUUUAGGGUUACGUUACAAAAAAAAUCAAAUCUAAGAUGUUAGUCAACAAAUUUGUGUGAAAUAAAAAGCAAAAUAAAGGAAAAUGAAUGCAGAUUUAUUAUUGUACUCACAUGUUGCCAUUAAUCCUCAUAUGAACACAAAUAUUUGCAAAAAACAACAUAUUGUUUGUGAUUGUGAGUCAUCUAUUCACUAUUGACAAACACUGCCACAAAAUCGAAGUUUGUAAAAUUCAACACUGCUUACUACGCUGAUUUUACUAAUAAUACUAAUAUCUAGUUCCAAUUUAAAGUCAAUUCGUGCACUUAAAUGUCACUUAAAUUGAAUCCAGCGAAAUCUCCACUAUCACUUGAAUAAUAGGCAAAUAAUCUGAAAAAUCCAUUUUGAAAAAAAAUAAUUUUGUAAACACCUAAAACUACACACAAAAAAUCGAUUAAAUACUUGUAACUGGCGCCUACUCUAUUUAGCUAUCGGAAAAACCGGAUGUAAACAAUAGGAAGUCUCCAUAAGGCUUGGAGGUCACGAGAAAACAACACUAUGUCAUCACCGGCACUUUUGGGCGUCUUGCCCUUUAAGGGGUAAAGACGUUUUCAGCCGGUCUGCCCCGUAAAGGGUUAAAGUGGUCUAAUAUAGCACAGUACCACAGCCUUGGGCUAAGCUCACCACGCUUCACAUAAAAUUUUGCAAAAGGAAACAUGACAUUAAAAAUAGGUUACAUAAAAUUAUUCAUUUAAAAACCGCUUUGUAAAAAGAUUGACCUUGCCCACCAAAGUACUAUUUACAAAAUUGCAGGUAUAAUUAGAAGUUUGUAAUAGCUAAAUCGAUUGUUUGCUGCUUGUCUCAGUGCUCAGUUUCCCAACCUGGGGUAGAACUCCAGAGGAGGAGCUAUUGACUUCUAAUUGAAGCUAUAUAUGUUUUUUAUAUUUUUAAAAAAUGUCUUCAUGAAUAUUUUACUUUAUGUCAUAAGUCACAUAGUUCUAAGCUCUUAGUACACUUAGUACUGGUAAUUCAUUAUUUGAAAAAGAGGUCAAUUUUUGUCCGAUUUUAAAAUGGAUUGUUCCUUUUGUUUGAGGUGUCAGACUGAGAGAAACAAUUGAGAGGGAAUGCAGUUGAGGUUGGGAAACCAUUGCAUUUAAUGCUGCUAAUUCAUCAGGUGUAAUUAGCUAUUAAAUUCUAUUGCAUCUGUUUUGCAGAGAAGGUUGGUAAUCCCCUGUAAGUGAAUGUUGCUAAUUCAAAUGGUGUAUUCAGCUAUUAAAUUCUAUUCCUUUAUUGGUAACUAUUUUUUUAAACAGGAUGUUGCAUGGCAUUUACUUCAUGAAAGCUUAUUUGGAUCUGUAGCUGAUGAUCAAAAGCUAAUGAUGUGAGUUGUGUUCAUAUAUAAAUGUCCUAAAGAUUUUGGCCAAUACUCUUUUAAUUUUAUUUUAACAUUUUGAUUUGCCUUUAGCUUAACCAUACAGAAUAAAUUUUGUUGGGUCCUUUACUUUAUAAUGUUUAAUAAAACAUGUUCAGUUCCCAUUGGUAUAUUUAAUUUUUUUAUAUAAGAACAUUUAGCAAAAAGUAUAGCAAAAUUUAAUUAUUUUUAUUCAUCCAUAAUGAAUUUUUAAAAAUUAAGUCCUUGAAAAAAAAUUCCGUUUUUGUUGUUAAAAUUAUAUUAACUCAAGUUGACUUUUCUUUAUAACAGCUGGGACACCAGAUCGAAUAACACAAGUAAACCAAGUCACACUGUAGAUGCACAUACUGCUGAGGUCAAUUGUCUCUCUUUCAACCCUUACAGUGAGUUUAUUCUUGCCACAGGCUCGGCAGACAAGGUUUGUUUUUUUUAUUUUUCAUUGUCUUAAAUUAAACUAGUAUUGCAUUACCGAAAAAUAAGUAUUAUUUAAACAUUAUUUCUUUUUUAAUAAAUGCUUGCCAUUUUAAACACUCUAAAUUAACCUUUUCUUUAUCCAUAUAUUUCAUUUAUUUUCAGACUGUCGCACUCUGGGACCUUAGAAACCUUAAAUUAAAAUUGCAUUCAUUUGAGUCUCAUAAAGAUGAAAUUUUCCAGGUAAAAAUAUUUCUUUCAUGUUGUAUUAAACAUGUGAAAUAUCAAUAUGCAAGGCAUAAGCUAAAACUAUGUGUAUUCCUUUAAGGGAUGGCUAUUCUCAUGGCAUGGCUUUCUUUCAUAAUUACCAUUUGUGAAUUUCAAAUUAAUUUAUUUUACAUGACUCAUGUAGGUUCAGUGGUCGCCUCAUAAUGAAACUAUUCUAGCAUCUAGUGGGACUGAUAGAAGACUACAUGUCUGGGAUCUGAGGUAAAUAUUUCACAGCUAGCCAGUUUUUCUUAUUCAAUAUGUUGUUCAUGUAUAAUUGAAAAUUCAAUAUUGUCAGUCUUCAGUAGUUUAAUAUUACAAAAUUUGCUUUUAAAAAAUAAAUUAGUUUUAUUGUAUUUUUUAAAUUUAUAUUUACACAAUUUUUUUCAAAGAAUUGUGUUAUUUUAAAAUAUUCUAGUUUUUUUUCUUGUAUUUCUCUUACACAGUAAGAUAGGGGAAGAGCAAUUACCAGAGGAUGCCGAGGAUGGUCCCCCAGAGUUACUGGUAAACAGUCAUCUUAAACUGUUUGUAAUUAUUUGGUUUCACCUGAAUGGCCCCAUACCUGGGGACGUUGUAAUGAGUAUGGUCCAACUGUUCAAAAAAUAUCUUAAAAAUUGACUGAUCAAAAAUUGUCCCAUUUAGUAAGUUUUGAUAAAAUUUUCAUAAGCAUUAUGGUAGAAAUUAGUUUUAAAAAUUACAUUUAGAGAACUCACACUUAAUUUCACAAAUGUGCAACUUUAACAAUAUCAUAUUUUUAAUUACAGUUCAUUCACGGGGGACAUACUGCUAAGAUCUCUGACUUUUCCUGGAACCCAAAUGAGCCCUGGGUUAUUUGCUCUGUGUCAGAGGACAACAUCAUGCAAGUGUGGCAGAUGGUGAGUAAACAAGUCUGAUGGUUACCAUUAUUAUACCUUUUUGCUACUUGACGUUCAUUGGGAUUUUUUUUAAAUGCCAAUAUUAAAAUUUUAGCUUGCUCUAAGUUAAACUAAUUAAAAUUAUUUUUCUUAAAAAUUGCCUAACUUUUAUUUUUUUCAUUUUAAUACCGGUAUGUAAUUACGACUGAGAAAGAUUUAAUUAUGCUAAAAUGCAUAGGAGUUUGUGCAGUUUAUAUAGUAAAUUUUGAAAUAUAUUCUGGUAUAUAUAUUUCAUUCAUUUUUGCUUGAAAGCCUUUGCAAGAUAAUGGUAAUUGCUAUUUACUUCUGCUGUAAUGUCAUCUAUAUUGUUAACCUUUGAUACUUUUUAUGUAAACCUUAGCUAAGGGGGGUAACUAUGUUUGGAGCACAAACUAGUAUAGUUCCAUUACUUAGAAUAAAUUGUAUUUUAAAAUAUCUUAACUAGAAUAUGGGUACACUGUCACAAGUUAUCUAUCAUGAUCAUGUACAGGGCGAAAUGGAAGACUGGCUUAAGAGCAUGUGUAUAAAGUUGUAUUUAACUGAAUUUUCAUUUUAUUUCUUUCAAAGGCUGAGAACAUUUACAAUGAUGAGGAGCCAGACCAACCUGUGGGGGAACUUGAGGCAGCAACAUCAUAACCUGACUUCUUUCCAUGUUUUCUCACCCAUUGACAGUCAUUGUUUGCUUUUUCAUGCUACAUUUCACCACAUGAUUGUUACACUCAUUCUGCUAUGUUCAUAUAUUUAAGUGGUAUGUGUCAAAUACAUUUUAUUAUUGUUUCCUUAUCAUAAAAAUGAUUGCAGUUCAGUCAGAUUGAUUUUCCUAGACAUAUAAUUUUUCAACACACUUAUGAAAGGUAUAAAAAUUAAACUUCAAAAUGUUUUUGAGUAAAGGCUGAUUUUCUGUUCCUAUUUAUCCCUUAGUAUUUUCUCUAUGAUGUGACUGCCAUAGUUUAAAGUGCUAUUUAGUUAUAAGCCAAAUUUUGUGGCUUAUUUAUAUGUUAACUAAUAUUUUAGAUCUUUAAAAAAUGUGCCUAUGAAGUACAUAAUAAAAAAAUAUUUAGGUCCUUGUGAUUGAAAAGUUUUUCAGCUGGUCACCCACUAUCGCAUGACUUAUUAAUAGUUACAGUAUUUAUUUUAAAUUCAUGCGCCAAUCAUGUUAACAGAGAACUGGUGUAUAUUUAUAUAACCUGUCUGUUUGAUAAUUAUUUAGCAUGCUAAACGAAUUAUUAAUUUCAUUCUGACAUGAUGACAAGAAAUGCAUAAUUUGUAUGCAGUGCCUCUUGUUACAAAGUAGUGGAUCAAAAUUUCUUGUAGAAUGUAACAACGUAUCCGCAAAUUUAGUAUGCAAGUACAAGACACAAGUCUGAGAAGAAGUUUUCAAACUCCUGUUUAAAUAAGUAACACUCAAUGAUUUGUUUAGCCUUUGAUGAUGGACAAUAAAUAGAUUUUGUACAAAGUUGCAACACGUGGUGGUACAGGUAUUUGGCUUAUUUUUCGUGGUUCAGAUCUGAGAUUGUUCUCUGGAGCAAGACCUUAGAUUCGUUGGAGAUUUUUGGCAACAAGUAACUAAUUUGGUUAGGGCCUUUUAGUUUUAGCAACAAGAACAUGUGUUGGUCGGAUAUUUUGGAAACAAGCACAUAGGUAGUGGGAUAGAUUGCCAACAAGGCUAUACUUUGCCAACAAGGCUAUACUUUGCCAACAAGGCUAUACUUUGACAACAAGGCUAUACUUUGACAGGGCAUUCUUUAGAGUAGAAUACAAUAAUUGGGUAAAAUAGGGAGGGUGUCUGAUCAAUGUGUGAUAAACAUAAAAUUGAUGGUUUAACUGAAUGCUCAUUAUUUGAGUUGGUGCUGCUUAACAUCAUAUGAUGUUUUACUAAAGUACAUUUUAUAUUACUGGAGCAUAUUCCACAAAUUAGACUACCAGUGCUUGACAAAUUACCUUUGUUUGAAAGGGGUCAGUUGGUCAACUAAAUGCUAAGAGUUGUUCUUAAAAAAUUAUUUUGUUUCUCCACCAAGUUGUUUUGUAAAAAAAAAAAAAAAAGUUAUUAUCCAGGCUAUUUGGAAGUGUUAAAAACUCAAAUG
This is a messenger RNA of Lymnaea stagnalis (great pond snail), 12354 nucleotides long. Lineage: Eukaryota; Metazoa; Mollusca; Gastropoda; Lymnaeidae. The record is from the annotation of a GenBank genome assembly.